This is a messenger RNA of Entrophospora sp. SA101, 736 nucleotides long. The record is from the annotation of a GenBank genome assembly. NCBI's taxonomy places the organism in Eukaryota, Fungi, Glomeromycota, Glomeromycetes, Entrophosporales, Entrophosporaceae.
UGGAACUUGUGUAGUUGAUGGAAGCUUCAACUCGGGAAACAAUCGUGUCAGUUUUGGUAAGAAAAGGAGUGAAGUUGAAUUUUUAAAUUUUCCUGACUCUUAUUAUAUUGAAUUAGAAGGCGAACUCAACUUGAAAGAUUUUACUAAUUUAAAAAGUCUAGAUUGUGCUAAUCAAAAAAUUAGCAUUCUUGAUCUGAGUAAUUGUUCUAAAUUAAAGUCUUUGUCGAUUGAUGUCAGUGAAUUAACCAGUCUUGAUUUAAGUCAUAAUCCUGAAUUGACUUCAAUUAAAAUUAGGCAUAGCCGUAAGUUAAAAGCUAACUUAAACAUGUUUUCUCAUUUAACUAAAUUGGAAAUCUUAGACAUUUAUGGAAGUAAUUUCCAAGGUUCUUUGCAAGCAUUGCAAAAUUGUUCUAAGUUAAAACAUUUAAACAUUGGUAGGAAUUCUGAAAUUAAGGAGGGGUUAGAAUACUUGCCAAUAACUAAUUCCACUAAAUUUGAUUGCCAAGGCACUUCUUAUGAAUCUUAUUUGAAACCUUAUGGGGAUUUUAAAUACCCCACAGUAGCGGUAGCAAGCUCGGUUGCUGUGGGGACAGAAGAUGAAACUCCUGAGCAAGAAUUAAACAGACUUAGAAUAGAGAACCAAAGAUUAAAAAAUCAAAACAUUCUCUUGUUAGAGCAAACUGCCGAAAAUAAAACUGAAAUCACUAAAAAAAGAAAGCAAAGAAGCCCAAACUGA